Messenger RNA from Fukomys damarensis (Damara mole-rat), 3579 nucleotides. It is a transcript of the gene Igbp1, whose product is annotated as immunoglobulin binding protein 1. The record is from RefSeq and is a predicted model, not a curated record. Lineage: Eukaryota; Metazoa; Chordata; Mammalia; Rodentia; Bathyergidae. Bases 526 to 1545 code for a protein of 339 amino acids. Gene Ontology annotation, cellular component: cytosol. The transcript is spliced from 8 exons. Gene Ontology annotation, molecular function: protein phosphatase 2A binding. Gene Ontology annotation, biological process: regulation of dephosphorylation; regulation of signal transduction.
AGAGACGGGCUGUGGGAAGAUAGCCAUCACAGAUUACCCCUUUAUCUGGGCUAAGAAGAGGCUCCACAGGUUGUCAGCCCAGAGGGCGCAGGAGAGUGUAGAGAGGAGGAGGUGACGUGAAGGGGAACAGGGGAGCGGAGUACUAGUUGGGAGGAACCCGGAGCUCCAUCUGAUGGGUGACGGAAACCGGAAGGGGGCGCCACUUGCACUUCGCACUGGGGAGAUCAGCCCUCCGAACUGUGAGUGGCGCGGCAGUUGGAGCACCUGGCUGUUGGGACUUCUAAAUUUAGGGAGCAACUCGCGAGAUGCCUACGGCUUAUAACAGGUUUCCUGGUAAAAUGAGUCUAUGACAACGCUUGCCAGGGCCGGCAAACUGCUGCUCCCAGGAGUUCGUCUACGUUUUGGUAACAAUUAAGGGACUGGCCAAUGGAGCGCCACUUCCGGUGUCUUUGUUGCUUGCGCGACUCAUUUUAGCAAGGUUGCCUUCUACCCCGGAAGUAAAUUAUUCUAGAUUCCUUCCUCAACAUGGCAGCGUCAGAAGAUGGGUUACAGCUGCCUAGUCUUCCCGAGCUGUUCGAAACCAGCAAACAGCUUCUGGAGGAAGUAGAAGUAGCGAAUGAACCCACCGGUUCCAGGAUAAUCCAGGAUAAAGUGUUCAAAGGACUGGACCUGCUGGAGAAGGCUGCUGAAAUGUUAUCGCAGCUCGAUUUGUUCAGCCAAAAUGAAGAUUUAGAAGAAAUUGCUUCCAUCGACCUGAAAUACCUGAUGGUGCCAGCGUUUCAAGGAGCCCUCACCAUGAAACAAGUCAACCCCGGCAAGCGUCUAGAUCAUUUGCAGCAGGCUCGGGAACAUUUUUUAAACUACUUAACUCAGUGCCGUUAUCAUCAUGUGGGAGAGUUUCAGCUGCCCAAAACGAAGAACAACUCAGCUGAAAAUAACACUGCUAGUCCCUCGGUGGCCUAUGCUAACCUCGUUGUGAUGGCAUCUCAAAGACAGGCUAAAAUAGAGAGAUACAGGCAGAAGAAAGAAGUGGAGCAUAGGUUGUCUGCACUGAAAUCUGCAGUGGAAAGUGGUCAAGCAGAUGAUGAGCAAGUUCGUGAAUAUUACCUCCUUCACCUUCGGAGGUGGAUUGGAAUCAGUUUAGAAGAGAUUGAAAGCAUUGACCAGGAAAUAAAGAUCCUAAGAGAAAGAGACUCUUCAAAAGAGGCAUCAUCUUCUCACUCAUCUCUUCAGGAGAGACCUCCAAUGAAGUCCUUCAUACUCACUCGCGACAAGGCCCAAGCCAAAGUAUUUGGAGCUGGUUAUCCAAGUCUGGCAACUAUGACAGUGAGUGACUGGUAUGAGCAGCGUCGGAAAUAUGGAGCAUUACCAGACCAGGGAAGAGCCAAGACAACAUCAGUUGAUUUUAAAAGAGUGGCUCAGCUACAGGAAGAUGAAGAAAAGGAAAAAGAGGAAGAUGAGAAGGUACUCCAGAGAGCACGGGAGUGGGAUGACUGGAAGGACACCCAUCCAAGGGGCUAUGGCAACCGAAAGAACAUGGGGUAACCUUCCAAAAUGACAGGACUCUGGGGCAUGAACCUUCCCUCCCGAGGAAACUGCCACCUUGCCCUCCCAGGCUCCUGCUUCAGCUGUGUGCAACAAAGGCAAAGAUGCUGAUUCUUCCUUUUCGAUUAAUAAAGUGUGAAACAAUUAAAUGUGUAUUUGUACCCUAGAUAAUAACCAGUGAUCUUGUCAUGGCAUUACUAAUUCUUAUCAUGGUGUAUUCUGGUUUCUUAAGUGGACAGAAAAGUACAUUGACAAAUGGCUCUGUAUAAUCAAUGGUGUAUGAAUUCUCUUUAAAAUGAAAUAAUAAAAUCACUUUUAUUCCAUGAAUCUGUUCAGAAAUGUAGAUACCAGCUGCUUUCUUGCAAGUGACAUGUUGUAGGAUGGGUCUCUGGGCUUAUGGUGAGAUCCCAGUCACCUGUCUUUGUCCUGGGCCGGGAAUUGCCCAGCAUCAGAGCUGCCCAAAUCUUUCUGGGCACAUGGUGUGAGCUGCAAGCAGUACAUCACUCUGAAAGCAUAAAAGCCAGGACUUUCCCAGCCACACAGCACUGUUUCCAGGAAUUAAGAGCUGCAGGUCAAUGGACCAUAAAGGACUAGAGGUUGUUUUUUAAUCCUACUGACCUAGCCCUCUUUGCCUUAGCCAGGAGAGAUGUGCUCCAGCGAAGGUGCUAUGAGAAACAUCUGUGUAAAGCAACCAGGGCCUUCCACUUCUAGGAACAUUGGUCUCACCAUCAGAGUGAAGAAGCAGUGUCAGGCUUCAGUCUGUCUCUUAAAAAUGGCUGCCUUAGACCCUGUUGGUCCUCCUUGCCUGUGUCAUGUGAUAUCUGACAGAACCGGUGUUCUGGUAAAUGCCAUGGUUUCCUGCCUGUUUCAGUGCCUACGUGUGGGUGUAGAGGAGGAGGAAAAGCACAGAUGAAAGCUAAUCAACUUUCUGGAAUAGAGAAAAACGCUGUCCUCAGCUCUUGGGUGAUAUCCUAUAAAAGGAGCCACGUGUUGAAAUAAAUUAUCUGCACAGGAAACAACCUUUUGUUCUGUGGCUUUGGUAUACUUAGGUUUUCUUUUAAGAGGAAGAUGACUCAUCUCUAACUUCUGCAGUCUAGCUGAGGAGAAGGGUUUGAAAAGACGAUUCCCUCUUGUUGGAGCCAGAAGGGGCUGCCAAGUGAUGUUCUGUUUCGUGGGCAACGACAGCAGGACUACUGGCAAUAUAUUUGUACACUGCUUAAUAAAGAAUUCUUCACUCUUGCACAUAAACACCCCCAACUGGUUGAGCACAGAUUAAAUUCUGUACAGAUUGGGAAGCAAACGAUGUUUUCAGCUCUCCUUCAAUUGUUGCCAAGCUGCCUCUAUCUGUGGCCUGUUUCCUGCCUUUGAAAUUCUACCUUGAGUUCAUUUCCCAAACCUGGUCAGGUUCAGGUCUCCUCUUGGUCUGGGUCCGUUUAAGAUUGGGCCUUUCAGAAACUCCAGCUCAAGCCCCCAUACCUGUUCUAAUAUCCAAAAGGCAAACCAGAAAAGGUGGAUUCGAAUCCUGGCCUUAAAAAGUUCAAGCUGUGUGACACUGGAAAAUAAACUCAGAACUGCUUGCUCAGUGUGCACAAAUGACCUGUCUCCUGGGACUGUGCAUCUCUUAAGCAACUAAAGAGUAAAUGCCUUCUGUUGGUAUCAACUCAAUGGCUGUCGUGUGUCCACUAAGAAGGGACAGGAAAUGGACAAAUGUUGAGCUUCUAGUAUGCACCAGGCACCAUCCCAACUGUUAACACGGUGACUGCAGAAACGUAGCAUUGUCCCUAUUUUUCAGAAGAGAAAAUGACCAAAGAAGCUGAGUGGAUUCCUCACGUUCACACUAGUAAAACACCAUGCCUCUGUCAUUUGCCAUGUGCUUCUCAAUUGUUUAUGCUUUUAGUUAGCUGCUUCUGAGUGGAAGCAACUAAAAGUCCAAACCACCCACCACUUUAUAUACCAGUGGAGCUCUGCCACGACCACGCCAGUAGAGUCUGCGUGACAAUGCCAGUCACCUGGCAGAAACCAGACCAGAGGUAU